UAUUUUUUUAAUUUGAUAAAUGUUUAUUUAUUUCAGACCUGCCCACUAUGCAGAUGAUGGAUGAUGCCAGCAGUGACUCUGCAGUGUCUUCCAUGGGAAGUUCCCCAUACCAGGAGUGGACCGACAGCUCUAUUGGUUCCACCUCUCCAUUCGACACACUGGAGGGCGCCACUGGUGGCAUGCAUCAAGGAGGUGCCACAGGCUUCACCAAACCAAAGUUUGAGUACUAUGAUAACAGCUGCACCUACAGCAUGGACCCAGGCUAUCAGGAUUCCCUCCAUACCAACUACUCUGGCUCAGACAAUGGGACAAGCUACCCUCAGUUCACUCCUGCCAGCAAGAAACACAUUCAUCAUAACCACACAUAUCCCCUCCAGCCAGGCCAGCAACCCAAAGAACAGAAGAAGCCAGACCGCGACAAGGGCACACGCACCAUGUUCAGCCGUGAUGAGAAGCGGGCCAAGGCAAUGCGCAUUCCAUUCUCCGUGUCUGAUAUUGUUAACUCUGCCGUGGAAGAUUUCAACGAGAUGCUGCAGAAGUAUGCUUUGACUGAAGCACAGCUCCAGCUUGUCCGUGACAUCAGACGCAGAGGCAAAAACAAGGUGGCUGCACAGAAUUGUCGCAAACGCAAGAUGGAGAUCAUUUUCACCUUAGACGAUGAAGUCAAAGCCAUGCAGCAGGAGAGAGACAGAUUGCAGAAGGAGAGACAAGAGAUGGAAAAGGAACACCUGGAAUUCAAGAACAAGUUCAGCCACCUUUAUAUGGAGGUUUUCAGGUCUCUGAGGGAUGAAAACGGCCGGCCGUACAACCCACAAGAAUACUCGCUUCAGCAAACUGCCGAUGGGAACGUCUUCUUGAUCCCGCGGAAUUCCACCAGCAGCGACCACACAGAGAAGGCACAAAAGAAAAGAAAAUCCAAGAAGCAAUGAACUGUAUGAAUGUAUUGACAGAUGAACAGGGAUGCAGAUUGAAAAUUGACCUGUGCUUCACCUUAGAAAAGAAAGGGCAGUAAAACUACCCACUAAUAAGAAUUGACUUCACAUUGAGUACCACUUUGGUGUGGAUGUGACUUCCUACUUGAGGUUCAAUAUUAAGCAAUUGCUACUGUACUGGAUUCACAUUUUCUUGUAAUACAGAUUUUAGAAGAACAAUAUGUUAAUCCAUGAAUAACUGCUAUUUAAAUUACAACCCACUUUUGCUGUGCCCACCAGAAAAAAAGAUACUUCUUAUUGUCUUCAGUGACAGGUUAUUCAAUUGUUGUAAAUGUUUAUGUAUUGAUUCUGCUGUGCAGAUUUAUUGCUACUUUAAAGAAACAAAAAUGCAAUUUUGCUUCUGUAGGUCCUAAUUAAAAUAACACAGCUGUUGCUAUUUCUUUUGAAAUCAUGACAGGCUUUUUGUUCAAAUGGAGGUCAUCCCUUAAAAAUGACAGUCUGUUAUCUCUGAAAACUGAAGAAAAAAAUAUGACCAACUAGUUAGAAGCAAAAUGGACUAACAACAUCAUUAAUUGGUUUUUGAAACCAAGUAUUUUUGGCUGCUGACUUGGUCAGAUUAGUUGUGUACAGUUAAAGCAUCCAUGACACUGAUAUUUCCUGUAUUUGCUGUCUCUUUUAUCCAAUACAUAGACUGCAGUUAUCACUUAUGCUUUUGCAAAGUGUCACAUAAUUUGAAAACAAAAUAUGUAAUAAAGAGGUACAGGCCAUGUGCCUUAUAUUCAAGUUAUUGUCAAGUAGUAACAUGCUAUACUAUAUUGUAUUACAACCUGUCCAUUUUGUUUAGGCUUUAAUAUAGGGGGUUUGUUCUUUAAUAACCUCUUUUGAUUUUUGUUAUAUUGCAGAUAUGUAUUCCAAGAAUAAGGGUUAGUUAUUAUUAUUGUAGAGAUUUCAUAUAAUGGGAUCUAUAUAAGUGAGUACAUUUGUAUCUGUUGUUGUAUUUACAUUUUAUUUGUUUUCUCUUUUUCAUUUCAUGAUAAAUGUACUGAUAUAUUAGAUAUUUGGCUAUAUUGCUGUAUUCAGAAACUGAUAGCUUUGAAUGGAUGCCUUUUACUGAUAUGGUACUAAGUGUUUCAUUUAUUAAUAAGUUGCAUUCAGAGACUUAAACUGAUGUAAUAUUGCUUCUAUAAGUAUAAAUCACGAAUCUAUUGUUUGAUAUCGUUUGGAAUGAUUAUUCUCUUUUCAGUUUUGCCUAGUGUUUUCUAUGGUCAGUUCAGAAGUUAUUCAUGUGGCCAGCAAGUUACUGCUGGUUUGUAUGUGCAUGGAUCUUUUCAGGCAGUAGUUAAGAAUAGGUAAAAAUUAGAAUUGUUCGCUUGUUUUACAUUUGUUUGAAAGGGAAGUAUUCCUCUUAUCUUUUUUGUGGCACUACUAGGUUCUUAUUUGAAUCUAAUGUGAAGGAGUUAUGAAAAAAAUGACACUGGCUUAACUUUCCUAUAACAUUGAGGAACUUUGCAAAGAAGUUGAAAUUGAGAAAGAGUAUCGUCAUGAAUUGUUCUUUACAACAUUUUCAAAGUGUAAAUAAGGUGUUAUUUGUAUUGCUGAUAAAAUAUUUUCAAUAAAAAAUUAUUAAAACUA
Messenger RNA from Lingula anatina, 2564 nucleotides. RefSeq names its product nuclear factor erythroid 2-related factor 2. Gene Ontology annotation, cellular component: nucleus. The record is from RefSeq and is a predicted model, not a curated record. Gene Ontology annotation, molecular function: DNA-binding transcription factor activity, RNA polymerase II-specific; RNA polymerase II cis-regulatory region sequence-specific DNA binding. Gene Ontology annotation, biological process: regulation of transcription by RNA polymerase II. Lineage: Eukaryota; Metazoa; Brachiopoda; Lingulata; Lingulida; Lingulidae.